Messenger RNA from Diospyros lotus (date-plum), 2047 nucleotides. Its product is annotated as protein trichome birefringence-like 23. Gene Ontology annotation, cellular component: Golgi apparatus. The coding region runs from base 465 to 1760 and encodes 431 amino acids. The record is from RefSeq and is a predicted model, not a curated record. Gene Ontology annotation, molecular function: O-acetyltransferase activity. The transcript has 5 exons. Lineage: Eukaryota; Viridiplantae; Streptophyta; Magnoliopsida; Ericales; Ebenaceae.
GAAGGGGGAAACCAGAAGCAUUCCCCUUUCCCUUCAUUCAGCCACGUUUCCCUCUCUCUGUCUUUUUCAAAAAACUUACUCUACUUGCAGAGAACGGACGGCGCCGACGACGGCGUCUUGCACCCCUCCCUGUCGUACACAUGGUUUACUAGUCCUAAGGUUGGGGCUGCCCUGUCUUGGGAUUAGUGCCAGUCGCGGACCCCAGAAUUCUGAUGCAACACCAUUAGUCUAUUCAUUCCUUAAACUUGAGUGGUAAUGAUGGGAUCUACGAGGAAAGCAAUUGUUGAGUAAAGACACUCUCAAGUAAAUAGCAAUUCUCUGUUGAUCAAAUUUGGCCCUUCGAUUUUCUGUGAUUUGGAUGAAGAUCCUUGUUGGAUUUGAAGGCAAAAAUGCAAAAUCUUAGAAUUCCAGCAAUGCCACUGUAGAGGAGAGAGAGCUGGGAGAGUGAAUGAAGGGAAGGAAAAAUGAGGCUAAAUUGGAAAUCGUUGUGGUGGUCCAUUCACAAGCACAAACCCUUACUCGCAAAACUGAUUGUCUUGAUCCUCUUGUUUGGACUUGCUUUUAGGUUUCUUUCCAACAAACAAUCUGAGAUUUUUGAUGUUGCAGAGAUUCCUCAUAUAGAGAAGGUGAACACUACUAAACCUGAAAGCCUAGUUUCUGUAGAUUUGCUGGGGCACGGAGAUCAAAUUCCCAAACACGAAAUAUGUGAUAUUUUUACUGGGGAUUGGGUUCCAAGCCUGGUUAGUCCCCGUUACACUAAUGAGAGUUGCAACAUAAUUGAAAGUCAUCAGAAUUGUAUUAAGAAUGGUCGCCCGGACACUGCGUAUCUUUAUUGGAGGUGGAAUCCACGAGAUUGCAUGCUGCCUCAACUCGACCCUGUGAAAUUUCUGAAGUUGAUGAGGAAUAAGAAAUGGGCAUUGAUUGGUGAUUCUAUAUCUCGAAACCAUGUCCAGUCCCUGCUUUGUAUUCUGUCCAAGGUUGAACCAGCUGUUGAAGUAUACCAUGAUGCAGAUUACAGAUCCAAGAGAUGGCAUUUCCAGUCACACAACUUCACUAUUUCUGUUAUCUGGUCUCCAUUCCUUGUAGAGGCUGCCAUUUUUGAGGACUAUAAUGGUGUAUCAACAUCUGAGAUCAAGCUUCAUCUUGACAAACUUGAUAAGACAUGGACUGACCAGUACGAGGGUUUGGAUUACAUGAUAUUUUCAACUGGUAAAUGGUUUAUCAAGACUGCAAUCUACCACGAGAACAACGCUGUAUUGGGCUGCCAUUACUGUCCCAAAAGAAACCUACCAGAGCUAGGUUACGAUUUCGCCUAUCGCAAAGUCCUCCAUAACGUGUUCAAGUUCAUCCUUGAAUCCAAUCACAAAGGAAUGAUCUUUUAUAGGACGACGACGCCAGAUCACUUCGAGAAUGGUGAAUGGUUCAGUGGUGGAAGUUGCCGAAGAACAGCUCCCGUAAAAGAAGGUGAAUUCAAGUUGAACCCACUGAUCAAAAUCAUCCGGGACAUAGAAUUGGAAGAGUUUGAGAAGGCGGCAGCUCAGGCUUCUGAAAAGGGUUUGAACCUCAAACUUCUCGAUCUGAUGCAGCUUUCGCUGGUAAGACCAGACGGGCACCCGGGUCCUUACAGGCACUUCUACCCCUUCGCCAAGAACAAAAAUGCCAAAGUUAUCUACGACUGUUUGCACUGGUGUUUGCCGGGGCCGAUAGACACUUGGAACGAUCUGAUUAUGGAGCUGGUUAUGAGAAGUGGUCAGAAUUAGCAGAUUGGAUGCUGAUGAUGAUGGCUCUUAUUUUUGUUUUUCGGUUUUUUCCCCUUUUUUGACAGUUGAAAUUGGAAUUCUGCAAAUGUUCUUCCUGUUGUAUUAAUUGGUUCACACAAUAUGUCAAAGCUCAGAUUCAAUCUUUACAAUGUAUACCAUAUAAUAUGUAAGAAGGGCCUGAUGUUUCAGUGAAUACUCAAAAGCCAACAGUUUAUUGUAUUGGUUUCGUUCUUGAAUUGGUGGCAAUCAAUGAUAAAGCUAUCUUGCUCUUUCUAUUGUUGUCUCUA